AUGGAGGAUAAUCAACGUGGAUCUGGAACUCCUAAGAAAUCUAAGAUUGAAGUUGUUUCCUAUGCUGAUAAACAACUGAAACAUGGCAUGAAAUUUAAAGAGGUGGGUCUAAACUCAAGAAAUGACAUACCACCAAAAGCUAGUGGGGAAAAUACAAGGAAAUGUGAUGAUUAUUGUUGGUCUGACGAUAGCAAGUUUGUAGUUCCGGCAAAGAAAGGAGACCGGGCACAGUUUUCAUCAGAUGAUGGUUCGUUGGAUGCUAUAAACAUCAAGCAAAGUGGUUCAAUUAAGAAAAGGAAAAUGAGUGAGUGGAUGGAUGAUGAGAAACAUAACAAAGCAUUCUACGUUGAAGGUGACAUGCAUCGUGUUAAAGAGGGCAAUGUAAAUAGGAAAGAGAAGAAGUAUACAGUUUUGAAUACAGAGGCAAAACUAGCAACUGAAAGUGAUGAUAAAUUUAUUAAAGAAAGUGGGGUGAAGCGAGUUUUCUUGUCAGACAGCAGGGACAAAACGGCUAUUGGGACAGAGAUGAAAAGUAAUACCAAUAAGGUCCACCAGCCUAGAAAGCACAAAAAAAAUGUUGCUUCUUACCAAGCUUUGGAUUGUUUUGAUCCAUUGGGUAAGGAUUUAGGCUCUGGACAUUUUUCAUUGGCAGCAACGUCAAGUUCUUCUAAGGUUUCAGGGUCUCAUAAAGCUAGAACUAACCUUGAAAAUCUCAUAGGCUCACCAGUAGAAUCUGUUACCUCAUCACCUUUGAGGACCUCCAACAUGGAGAAACGUAUUUUGGCAGCAGGGGGGGACACAUCAGAAAAAGAUGAUGCUAGAAAAGGUGGUCUAUCAAUAAAAAAAUUAGAUUGUAGGGGGGAGAAGUUAUCAGUAAAAAUGGAGAGAAGUUCACACGAUGGUGGUGGUUUACAUCAUGAGGAGAAAAUGAACAAGAGUAAUCACGAAAAUGCACUUUCUUGGCAGAAAUCUGGUAGGCUUACCUCAUUACGGGUUAAGGAAAAGGUCAGAAGUUCUGGUUCUGAGGUUAGUAGGGAUAAGAUGAAGGUUUCACAAUCAGAUAAUGAUUUUUCCCAAAAUGGUGUGAGUUAUGAGUUAGCAGUUGAUCCUAAUAAUCACACUACUGGCACUGAGAUAAGAAAUGAUGAUAAGAACAAUUUCCUGAAGUCCAAACAGAAGAUUGACAAUCUUAGCAAGCAAAGUUCUUCAAGGCAUUGGUCAGAUGAAACUGGAAAACAAACUGAGCUAAAACAAAAAGAUUUUGGGAAUCCAAUUCUGAAAAGGGAAACGUUAUGUAUGGGUUCUAGACCUGCACCCAAGUCACAAAAGGGAGAUCUGUCUAAUGGCCAUCAAGUCCAUGGAUCUGGCAAUGGUGAUGUUCCUAGGUUUGUGAGAGAUGCAGUUGAUGUUAGUUGCAAGACUGGAGUUAAUUGCAGUUCAGGAAGUGUAGUACCCGAGGGACAGCUCAGUGGGUCAAGUUCUGUGACAACAAAUUCUAGCCAAACUGCCUCUAGCAUGCUGGAAAAAGCCACAAAGCUAAAAGAUUCUGCAGAUCAUUAUAAGAACUCUGGUUUUGAGUUUGAAAGUAAUGAGACUUAUUUUAAAGCUGCCUUGAAGUUUCUGCACGGAGCAUCACUUGUAGAAAAAUCCCACAGUGAAAGUAGCAAGCAUGGAGAGACGAAUCAAAUGCAAAUAUAUGCCACUGCAGCUAAACUUUUUGAAUCCUGUGCCCAUAAAUAUGAAAGACGCCAAGAAAUGGCUGCAGCUGCUUUGGCAUAUAAAUGCAUGGAGGUGGUAUACAUGAGAUUGGUUUACAAUAAACAUUCUAGCAUAAACAAGGAUCGCGAUGAGUUAAAGUCAAUUCUACAAAUGGUUUCUCAAGGUGAAUCUCCUUCGUCUUCUGCAUCUGAUAUUGAUAAUUUAAAUAACCUGGCGGCAGUGGAUAAGGCCACUUUGACAAGGGGUUCUAAUACUCAUGUUGCUAACAAUCAAGUCAUAUUCGCUCGGAAUCGCCCAAAUAUUCUCAGGCUUCUGGACUUUACGCAAAACAUAAGUUUCGCAAUGGAGGCUUCCAGAAAAUGCAAGAGCACUUUCAUGGCUGCUAAUUUGGACAUGGAAGAAGAACGGAAUAGGGAUUGCAUAGCUUCGAUUAGGAAGGUAGUUGAUUUCAGCUUUCACGAUGUAGAUGAGCUUGUACAUCUGGUUUUGACUGCAACAAAAGCAAUAACUCGUGCUGGUCUUGGUGGUGUUAGAGAUUAA
This is a messenger RNA of Sphenostylis stenocarpa, 2259 nucleotides long. NCBI's taxonomy places the organism in Eukaryota, Viridiplantae, Streptophyta, Magnoliopsida, Fabales, Fabaceae. The record is from the annotation of a GenBank genome assembly.